This is a messenger RNA of Trichomycterus rosablanca, 2305 nucleotides long. It is a transcript of the gene pbx3b, whose product is annotated as pre-B-cell leukemia homeobox 3b. Gene Ontology annotation, molecular function: RNA polymerase II cis-regulatory region sequence-specific DNA binding; DNA-binding transcription factor activity, RNA polymerase II-specific. The transcript has 12 exons. Gene Ontology annotation, biological process: brain development; embryonic organ development; neuron development. Gene Ontology annotation, cellular component: nucleus. The coding region runs from base 726 to 2132 and encodes 468 amino acids. The record is from RefSeq and is a predicted model, not a curated record. Lineage: Eukaryota; Metazoa; Chordata; Actinopteri; Siluriformes; Trichomycteridae.
UGGUCCAAUUGGACGUCUGGGUGAUCAGUCAAACAGGAGGAGGGCGAGGAUUGGUUCAGAGCGUUUCAUUCCGAAUGAUAUAAACAUGUCAUCCUUUCUCCCUGCCUGCAAGCAAGGCUUGGUAGAGGCGACCAUACAUACCCUGCCAUGGUCAGGAGAAACGAGGAGCUAAAACAAUUCAUUAUCAGUUCACCAUCAGCCAGUAUAAAACUUCGGACUACGGGAUAUUUUGUUUCCACCUGAAUGUGAUGAGGAUUUCUCAGAUUCUCAAGAAGUGCAAACGGAGAAAUUUGAUCAAGUAGACUUCUCAUCUACGGAGCGCUUUUUUUUUUUUUAGCUGUUUGUGUUUUCAAAGAGAAAACAAAGUGUUUGGGCACCAGGCUUGGAUACGAUUAACCGACUAACUGCUGUUAUCUGAUUGUUGAAGUGUAAACACGCCAGAAUACCAUCGCUGACAUUUCCCUAAGGACAAAUUCAUCGCGGGAUUGGGAGACAUUUGAGAUUUUAUUUGUGGCAAAUUCCUGGACUAUCUGUUUUUUUUUUCCUGUAGCCUUCUCUUAGUGGGCAAUUCAUGCCGUCUGCUUUCUGCUCGGGAAACCACUGUGCCGUGGACAUUUGGGAGAAAAUAUCACCCCGCAAAACGCCGCACAUGCUUUAGUUCAAGUUGCUUCUUGCAUGUGCCGAUUUUCUACUUACAAGCUAUCUGGCUGUGUUGCGGCUGACUGAUGGAUGAACAAGCCCGGAUCAUGCAGACUCUUAGCGGUGUCAGUCUGGCUGGCCACACAGUCCAGGGGGGCAUGGCAUUGCCGCCUCAUGGACAUGACGGCCCCGACUCGGAUGGAAGGAAGCAGGACAUCGGAGACAUUCUUCAUCAGAUCAUGACCAUAACUGACCAAAGUCUGGACGAGGCGCAAGCAAAGAAGCAUGGGCUGAACUGCCACCGAAUGAAGCCUGCCCUGUUCAGCGUUCUCUGCGAGAUCAAGGAGAAAACAGGUUUAAGUAUUCGUGGAGCACAGGAGGAGGACCCUCCCGAUCCUCAGCUCAUGCGUCUGGACAACAUGCUGCUGGCAGAGGGAGUGGCUGGCCCAGAGAAAGGAGGAGGAUCAGCGGCAGCGGCGGCGGCUGCAGCUGCCUCCGGCAGCCCCGCAGAUAACUCCAUCGAGCACUCGGAUUAUCGGGCCAAACUCUCACAGAUCAGACAGAUUUACCACACUGAACUGGAGAAAUAUGAACAGGCAUGUAACGAGUUCACAACCCAUGUGAUGAACCUGUUAAGGGAGCAGUCACGUACACGGCCCAUCUCCCCCAAAGAAAUUGAGCGUAUGGUUGGCAUCAUCCACCGCAAGUUCAGCUCCAUUCAGAUGCAGCUCAAACAGAGCACCUGCGAAGCUGUCAUGAUCCUGAGGUCUCGCUUCCUUGAUGCCAGACGGAAAAGACGAAAUUUCAGCAAACAGGCAACAGAAAUUCUUAACGAGUACUUCUACUCCCACCUCAGCAACCCCUAUCCCAGUGAAGAAGCCAAAGAGGAACUGGCUAAGAAGUGUAGCAUCACAGUAUCCCAGGGGGUGGGAAGCACCAUCACAGUGGCACAGGUGUCCAACUGGUUUGGGAACAAGAGGAUCCGUUAUAAGAAAAACAUAGGCAAGUUCCAGGAAGAGGCCAACCUUUAUGCUGCAAAGACAGCUGUUAAUGCAGCACAUGCUGUGGCUGCUGCUGUACAAAACAGCCAGACUAACUCACCCACUACACCUAAUUCUGGAUUCCAGAUGAAAGAUGAAGAAUUUCAGCUGGACUCUGCAGAGAACAAAAACAAUCUAUUAACCAACAUGUUUACUGGUUCGUCAGGUUCUUUUAACCUCCCAAACUCAGGGGACAUGUUCAUGAGCAUGCAGAAUCCGAAUGGGGAUUUAUAUCAAGGGGCACAAGUUGGAGCCAAUGUGCAGUCUCAGGUGGAUACCCUGCACCAUGUUAUCAAUCAGACAGCAGGAUACAAUGAUGAUCUUGGGAGGAAUGCCUUGUAUAGUCCACAUGGUCUUAAUGGUAAUGGGAGAUGGCAAGAUGUGAUGACCCCAUCUUCAGUGAUCUCCCCUACAGAAGGCCCUGGUAGUGUGCACUCUGAUACCUCAAACUAAUUUUUUCACUGACAUAGCCCUUUCCCAAAUUAUGGGCACACCAGAGACCCAUGGACUGAUCAAACAGAGCAGAACAAACCAAGCUGUAUGUAUCCUACCUAAACCUCCACAAAUCAUUAUGUUCUUUGUAAGUGGCGUUCAUCAUUAUGCUAAGUCAUGUUGGUAUCUUACAA